CCCCGCCGUCCCGCCGCCCCACCGUCCCCUCCCUGGCCGGCGCCGGCGCUCCCCACCCCAGGCCGACGACAGCCCGAGUGAGAGGCAGGCUCCAUAUCCUGAGCACUGGGAUCCCCCAGGACACUGUCUGGCCCUCCAGGCCCUGGGGUCUGGCCGAGCUGCCCUGCCCCCAGCUCAUCUGAGUGGCUCAGGCUGCAGGAAGCCGCAGAGGCCUGGCUUGUAGCUGUAGUACCUGUAGUCCGCCUGGCGCCCAGCCUCCGCGAUGCCACCACCUCUGCGCUCCCUCCUCCUGGCCCUGGGCCUGGGGCUGGCUGGUACCCUCAACCCCAGUGACCCCAACACCUGCAGCUUCUGGGAAAGCUUCACCACCACCACCAAGGAGUCCCACACCCGCCCCUUCAGCCAGCUCCCCUCGGAGCCCUGUGACCGGCCCUGGGAGAGCCCCCACACCUGCCCCCAGCCCACAGUUGUCUACCGGACAGUGUACCGCCAGGUGGUGAAGACAGACCACCGGAAGCGCCUGCAGUGCUGCCAGGGCUUCUAUGAGAGCAGGGGCACCUGUGUCCCACUUUGCGCCCAGGAGUGCGUUCAUGGCCGCUGUGUGGCACCCAAUCGGUGCCAGUGUGCGCAGGGCUGGCGGGGUGACGACUGUUCCAGUGCAUGUGCCCCAGGAAUGUGGGGGCCACAGUGUGACAAGCCCUGCCACUGCGGCAACAGCAGCUCCUGUGACCCCAAGAGUGGAGCGUGUCUCUGCCCUUCUGGCCUACAACCCCCACACUGCCUCCAGCCCUGCCACCCCGGCCAGUAUGGCCCUGCCUGCCAGUUGCGCUGCCAGUGCCAUGGAGCACCCUGUGACCCCCAGACUGGAGCCUGCUUCUGCCCCCUGGAGAGAACUGGACCCAGCUGUGAGGUGGCCUGUCUUCGGGACACCCGUGGAUUCUCCUGCCCCAGCACCUAUCCCUGCCACAACGGGGGUGUCUUCCAGGCCUCUCAGGGCUCCUGCAGCUGCCCCCCCGGCUGGAUGGGCACCAUCUGUUCCCUGCCCUGUCCGGAGGGCUUCCACGGACCCAACUGCUCCCAGGAGUGCCGCUGUCACAACGGUGGCCUCUGCGACCGGUUCACCGGGCAGUGUCGCUGCACUCCAGGCUACACGGGGGAUCGGUGCCAGGAGGAGUGCCCCGUGGGCCGCUUCGGCCAGGACUGCGCCGAGACAUGCGACUGCGCCCUGGGCGCUCGCUGCUUCCCCGCCAACGGCGCGUGCCUGUGCGAGCACGGCUUCACCGGGCACCGCUGCGCCGAUCGCCUCUGCCCCGACGGCCUCUACGGCCUCAGCUGCCAGGAGCCCUGCACCUGCGACCCGGAGCACAGCCUCAGCUGCCACCCGAUGAGCGGAGAGUGCUCGUGCCUGCCGGGCUGGGCUGGCCUGUACUGCAACGAGAGCUGCCCGCAGGACACGCACGGGCCCGGCUGCCAGGAGCACUGCCUCUGCCUGCACGGCGGCGUGUGUCAGCCCGACAGCGGCCUGUGCCGGUGUGCGCCCGGCUACACGGGCCCGCACUGCGCCAGCCUCUGCCCUCCCGACACCUACGGAGUGGGCUGCUCCGCGCGUUGCUCCUGCGACAACGCCAUCGCCUGCUCGCCCAUAGACGGCGCCUGCGUCUGCAAGGAGGGUUGGCAGCGUGGUAACUGCUCUGUGCCCUGCUCGCCUGGAACCUGGGGCUUCGGUUGCAAUGCCAGCUGCCAGUGUGCCCACGAGGCAGCCUGCAGCCCCCAAACUGGAGCCUGUACCUGCACCCCUGGGUGGCAUGGGACCCACUGCCAGCUCCCCUGCCCGAAGGGGCAGUUUGGAGAAGGCUGUGCCAGUCGCUGUGAUUGUGACCACUCUGAUGGCUGCGACCCUGUUCAUGGACACUGCCAGUGCCAGGCUGGCUGGACAGGUACCCGCUGUCACCUGCCCUGUCCCGAGGGCUUCUGGGGAGCCAACUGUAGUAACACCUGUACCUGCAAGAAUGGGGGCACCUGCAUCCCCGAAAAUGGCAAUUGUGUGUGCACCCCUGGAUUCCGAGGCCCCUCCUGCCAGAGAUCCUGUCAGCCUGGCCGCUAUGGAAAACGCUGUGUGCCCUGCAAGUGUGCCAACCACUCCUCCUGCAACCCCUCAGAUGGGACCUGCUACUGUCUACCUGGCUGGACAGGGACCAAUUGCUCCCAAUCAUGCCCUCGAGGCCGCUGGGGAGCCAACUGUGCCCAGCCCUGCCUGUGCCGCCAUGGGGGGACCUGCCACCCUCAACAUGGGAGCUGUUCCUGCCCUCCAGGCUGGACUGGACACCUCUGCUUGGAAGGCUGCUCUCCUGGGAUGUUUGGUGCCAACUGCUCCCAGCUCUGCCAGUGUGGUCCUGGAGAGAGGUGCCACCCGGAGACUGGGGCCUGCCUGUGUCCCCCGGGGUACAGUGGUGCCCCCUGCAGGAUUGGAAGCCAGGAGCCCUUCACCAUGAUGCCUACCUCUCCAGUGGCCUAUAACUCGCUGGGGGCGGUGAUUGGCAUCGCAGUGCUUGGGUCCCUGGUGGUGGCCCUGCUGGCACUGUUCAUUGGCUACCGCCAUUGGCAGAAAGGCAAGGAGCACCAACACCUGGCUGUCGCCUACAGCAGCAGGCGCCUGGACAGCUCCGAGUAUGUCAUGCCAGAUGUCCCUCCAAGCUACAGCCACUACUACUCUAACCCCAGCUAUCACACCCUGUCACAGUGUUCCCCGAAUCCCCCGCCUCCUAACAAGGUUCCAGGCAGUCAGCUCUUCGCCAGCCUUCAAGUCCCUGAACGGCCAGGGGGAGCUCAUGGGCACGAAAACCACACCACCCUGCCUGCUGACUGGAAGCACCGCCGGGAGCCCCCACCGGGGCCCCUGGACAGGGGUAGUGGCCGCCUGGACCGAAGCUACAGCCACAACCACGGUAGCAAUGGUGGCCCAGGUCUGUUCUCCAGCAAAGAGGAGCUGGGGGCCAGCGUGGCUUCCCUGAGCAGUGAAAACCCCUAUGCCACCAUCCGGGACCUGCCCAGCCUCCUAGGGAACCCCUGGGAGAGCAGCUAUGUGGAGAUGAAAGGCCCACCCUCAGGGUCACCCCCCAGGCAGCCCCCUCAGCUCCGGGACAGCCAGAGGCGGCGACACCCCCAGCCACAGAGAGACAGUGGCACCUAUGAACAGCCCAGUCCUCUGACCUACGACCGAGACUCUGUGGGCUCCCAGCCCCCACUGCCUCCGGGCCUGCCCCCUGGCCACUACGACUCCCCGAAGAACAGCCACAUCCCUGGACACUAUGACUUGCCUCCAGUACGCCAUCCCCCGUCACCCCCACUCCGGCGCCAGGACCGCUGAGGAGUCAGGAUGGCACGCAUACCAUUCUUUGCUGCCCAAGGCUGGGGACAGAGCCUGCCAUCCUGCCAGGAGCAGGGAGAGGACUGGCAGGCCGUGAACACGGACACGUUUACUAGAGGCAGUGGAUGCUGAGGAGUCAGGGCCUGGCUCCUAGGUUACAGAAUGGGAGACCCUGGUCCGCGGGAAGCCCACGUUCCCUUUCCUGUGUGUCCGGGCCUGCUGCUUCCCAAGGCCCCAGGGCCCUCGUACAUAAACUGGUGGGAUGAAUGUUGCUAGAAAAGUCUGAUUGCAGAUUAAUGUAAAAAAAUGUAUAUUGGGUUCCUUUUCUGUGCACUCCCAGGCGGGGCUGUGUGUGUGUGUGUGUGUGUGUGUGUGUGUGUGUGUUUUCAGAGGGCUUCUCUACACACAGCCUGUCCUGGAGACACUCAGUGUGUAGUCGAGAGGCAGCCCAAACCCAGCUAACUGGCCUCCCUGCAUCACUUGGUACCUGCUCCAAUGCCUGCUCAGAGUACGAGGUGGUUAGGCAACCUCUGUCUGAAAGUCUUCAUGAGUGGGCGCCCCAUGGCUCUCUCGCCAGAGUCAAAACAGCCAAGGGCUUUAGGGGCUCUGCUGGCCGGGUCUGUUUCUUCAGCCUCACCUUGAACUGUGUUCGCUGUCACUCCAUUGCAGUCACCCUGCGCUCCAGGUCCUCCUUCUAGCCACAGUCCUUCCUACCACAGGGACUUUGCACACUCAGUCCUCUUCUCUUCCACUUACCUGUUAACCGCUGUUGGUCCUUCACCUCUCUCCUCAUGGAAGCACUUCUCUUACACAGCACAGGUCACACCUGAAUGCAUUCGUGGAUGCCUGCAGGAGGCCUUCAGGUACUAGCCCUCUCUGGAAUGGUGGUUUCUUUAUGUGAUCUUUUGAUUAAUCUCUGCCUCCCUCACCAGACUGUAGGUUCUCUGAAGGCAGGAAUCAUGUAUUAUGCUCAAUAUUGGUUCCCCUUGCCACACAGUAGGCACUCAAUAAAUGUUCCGCAAAAGA
Nyctereutes procyonoides (raccoon dog) is the source of this 4393-nucleotide messenger RNA. RefSeq names its product platelet endothelial aggregation receptor 1 (gene PEAR1). Gene Ontology annotation, molecular function: protein binding. Gene Ontology annotation, cellular component: membrane. Lineage: Eukaryota; Metazoa; Chordata; Mammalia; Carnivora; Canidae. The record is from RefSeq and is a predicted model, not a curated record. The coding region runs from base 263 to 3367 and encodes 1034 amino acids. The transcript is spliced from 24 exons.